Daphnia carinata is the source of this 922-nucleotide messenger RNA. RefSeq lists its product as uncharacterized. NCBI's taxonomy places the organism in Eukaryota, Metazoa, Arthropoda, Branchiopoda, Diplostraca, Daphniidae. Bases 111 to 806 code for a protein of 231 amino acids. The record is from RefSeq and is a predicted model, not a curated record. The transcript is spliced from 2 exons.
UUAUUCCGUCCACAUCGCGUACUGAACUAUAAAAAGCCAACCGAUGUUUCAAUUGGAAUCAGUUGGCACAGUCUUGUCUCAGCCUUUGCAACCCACUAAAGAGAUCAACAAUGAAGUCAACUGUCGCAUCGUGUCUGUUGCUUUUCGUUGCUGCCACUCACGCCCAAUGGCUGAACAACUACGGAUACGGUCUAAAUGCUGCUGGAUUUGUUGGCGGAUAUUAUCCGGCCAACGCUAUCCACAGUGCUUACACCGGUUUUCCUGCUACAGCUGAUCCUUUCUACGGUUUAGCUUAUCCUGGGUACUGGCCAACCAAUGCUUACUACUCCGCAGCAGUCCUGCCAACCUACGAUUUCGCUGGUAACCAGGUCGGAGGCUACGCCCAGGUGCAAGACACUCCCGAAGUGGCUCAAGCUAAAGCAGCUCACUUCGCCGCUCAUGCUGCUGCCAAGGCUCAUCUAAUGAAACCUGUGGUGACAGCCGAUGUUGUCGCAAAGCCAGAAGUAGUAGAGAAAUCGGUUGAAACUGUCCCUGUUGCGACUCCCAUUUCACGCAAAAAGCGACAGAUUCAACACAUUUCACCGUUUGCCUAUGGUUUCCCUUCUUACCCUAUGGCUUACAGCAAUUUAGCAGCUCAUCCAGGGUACAACUACGGUGCUCCAUUCGGCUACCACUUUGCCCAUCCUUAUUAUGGCACUCAAGUCUAUCCUGUGGUUCCUAACGUUAUGGCUCCGGCCGCUGCUUCUCCCGAUGCCACGACCAGCACCGUAACGGACGUGGCACCAACCGUUGCUAAAACUGCUUGAACAAUGAGACGCGUAGAUUGCCACUGUAUACCGAUGCACAUUUCGUUUUUCCUUUCUUUUGUAUGAAUGUUUUUGCUACCGAAAUCUUGUGAAAUAAAAUUCUUUUGAACGUUGAA